This is a messenger RNA of Myotis brandtii (Brandt's bat), 2170 nucleotides long. It is a transcript of the gene B3GAT3, whose product is annotated as beta-1,3-glucuronyltransferase 3. Gene Ontology annotation, molecular function: galactosylgalactosylxylosylprotein 3-beta-glucuronosyltransferase activity. The record is from RefSeq and is a predicted model, not a curated record. The transcript is spliced from 4 exons. Gene Ontology annotation, biological process: carbohydrate metabolic process; chondroitin sulfate proteoglycan biosynthetic process. The coding region runs from base 1389 to 1778 and encodes 129 amino acids. Lineage: Eukaryota; Metazoa; Chordata; Mammalia; Chiroptera; Vespertilionidae. Gene Ontology annotation, cellular component: Golgi membrane.
AAUCCGGGCUCCUUCUUGCGUUCAGGGCCCCGCACGGUCCCGCCGCCGUCACCCCGUUUCCCAACCCUCUCGCUCGCUCUGCUCCGGCCACUCGGGCUCCGUGACAGUUUACGGAACCCGCACGCUCACGGAACCCGCACGCUCAUUGCUCCCCAAGCUCUUCACCCGUUCCCUCCGCCUGCGGUGCUUCCCCGGCCUCCCAGCCGGCAGGUCUCGGCUCAGGGUCACCGCCGCCGAGGCCUUCCCUGCCGCAUCUAGACGAGCGCUGCCUUUUCUGGGUUCUCUCUUAGGCUCUAACCUGUCUGCUUCCUCCUCGGCCCUUAUCACAAUUUGCAGUGUUGUUCGUUGCUUAGUGCCCGCCUCCUCCAGGGAGCGUGUCUGCCUUGUUCCCUGCUGCCUCCCCAGCCCCUAAGGCAGCGCCUCCCAGGAGGAGCACUCAAUAAAUACUUAUCCAAUAAUGGAACUGAUCAGCUUAAUGAGUCCUCGGUCACACAGCGAAGGGCUUUCCAGACAGGGCCACUGCUGACCCUCAGGUAUUUGAGACUGCCCUGGCUUAGGGAGAUAGACUUCUUCUUUAUGGCUCCAGGAGGCAAAAUUAGAACCAGCCGGGAGGAAGGAUGGAGGAGAGCAUCAGCUCAGUAUCCGAAUGAAAAUGGUAACAGAUGGGACUUACUGAAGCUGGAGAGGGGAUGCUGAUGGAGGCAGUGAGUUCCCCGCGCCCGGCGGUGUAGAAGGCUGUCUGAGAGGUUGUAAGGCGAUUCCUGCACUAGAUGGGAUGACAUGGUGGGCCUUUGGGAUACUGAACGUGCUGUGCUUCGGUUCUCUGCCCCGACCCCUGCUUCCUGGGACCAGGCCAGCCAUGUGACUGCCUCCCCCCACUGCGGGCAGCAGCAGAGCAGCUUCGGCAGAAGGAUCUGAGGAUUUCCCAGCUGCAAGCUGAUCUCCAUCGUCCAGCCCCUGCCCCUGCCCAGCCCCCUGAGCCUGAGGCCCUGCCUACUAUCUAUGUUGUUACCCCCACCUAUGCCAGGCUGGUGCAGAAGGCCGAGCUGGUGCGACUGUCCCAGACCCUGAGUCUGGUGCCCCGGCUGCACUGGCUGCUGGUGGAGGACGCGGAGGGCCCCACCCCGUUGGUCUCCAGGCUGCUGGCUGCCUCUGGCCUGCUCUUCACACACUUGGCGGUCCUCACUCCCAAGGCCCAGAGGCUCCGGGAGGGCGAGCCAGGCUGGGUUCGUCCCCGCGGUGUAGAGCAACGGAACAGGGCUCUGGACUGGCUCCGGAGUGGAGGGGGCGCUGUCGGGGGAGAGAAGGACCCUCCGCCCCCGGGGACCCGGGGAGUUGUGUACUUUGCUGAUGAUGACAACACCUACAGCCGGGAACUCUUUGAGGAGAUGCGCUGGACCCGCGGUGUCUCCGUGUGGCCUGUGGGGCUGGUGGGCGGCCUGCGGUUCGAGGGCCCGCGGGUACAGGACGGCCGGGUUGUGGGCUUCCACACGGCGUGGGAGCCCAACCGGCCGUUCCCAGUGGAUAUGGCGGGAUUCGCAGUGGCCCUGCCCUUGCUGUUGGCUAAGCCCAAUGCCCAGUUUGACGCAACCGCUCCCCGGGGCCACCUGGAGAGCAGUCUCCUGAGCCACCUGGUGGACCCCAAGGACCUGGAGCCACGGGCUGCCAACUGCACCCGGGUUCUGGUGUGGCACACGCGGACGGAGAAGCCCAAGAUGAAGCAGGAGGAGCAGCUACAGCGGCAGGGCCGAGGCUCAGACCCUGCCGUGGAGGUGUGAUGGACGCCCCACCCGACUGCUGUUUCGCCAGGCACAGACCUGCGGGGCCGGGCCCCUGGCUGCCAGGGUGCGGUUCUCCACGUCCUGACCCCUCAGAGCCAGGGGCGGCCCCUCUGCCAUUCCAGCCCAGCUGCUUCCCCCGCCCCCAGCCUGCCAUGUGGCACUGCCCACAAGCUGGGGACAAGCAGCCCUUGUAUUGAGCCGGGUCAGCCCUGUCUGGGGCGGAGCAGAAGGACAGACAGACUCAGGAGGGAGGGCAGCUGAGUAACUGGGUAACUUAUUGGGGCUGGGCAUGCACGGGGGGCGGGGGGGCUGGAGGAGCUGGGCUGGACCCUCCCCACCUGAGCAUGCUGACCCCUCCUACCUCCAGAAUAAAAAAAUCUCAACCUGGA